Molecule: messenger RNA, 318 nt
Organism: Anneissia japonica
Lineage: Eukaryota; Metazoa; Echinodermata; Crinoidea; Comatulida; Comatulidae
Product: scavenger receptor class A member 5-like
Exons: 1
Cellular component (GO): membrane
Source: RefSeq, a predicted model, not a curated record
AUUUUACAGUCCGACUAGCUGAUGGAAUUGCAGAUUUUCAAGGUCGUCUUGAGAUCUAUUAUGAAGGAGAAUGGGGAACGGUGUGUAAUGAUGGAUGGGACUAUAAUAACGCACGUGUGGUUUGUAAUCAGCUAGGCUAUGGAUAUCCAUUGCAGUCCCUCAUCAGUUCUGGAUACCAAGGAGAUACAUAUCAACGGAUCUUUUUAGAUAAUGUUGACUGCAGUGGUUCAGAGUCCAGCCUUCCGUGGUGUUCACAUUCAACCAUAGGCGUACAUAACUGUGGUCAUAGUCAAGAUGUGGCGCUUGAGUGUUCUUCAG